Messenger RNA from Equus quagga, 1711 nucleotides. It is a transcript of the gene TMEM97, whose product is annotated as transmembrane protein 97. The coding region runs from base 83 to 613 and encodes 176 amino acids. Lineage: Eukaryota; Metazoa; Chordata; Mammalia; Perissodactyla; Equidae. The transcript has 3 exons. The record is from RefSeq and is a predicted model, not a curated record. Gene Ontology annotation, cellular component: endoplasmic reticulum.
GCGCGGGGACUUUGAGCCUUUUCUCCCGUCUGCAGUCUGGAGGAACGCGGCUUCGGCUCCUGCCCGACCGAAUCGACGGACCAUGGGGGCUCUGGGCGUCCGGCGCGGCCUGGAGUGGCUGCUGGGCCUCUACUUCCUCUCCCACGUCCCCAUCACCCUGUUCCUGGACCUGCAGGCGCUGCUGCCGCGCGAACUCUACCCGCUGGAGUUGAGAAACCUGAUGGAGUGGUAUGCUAAGGAGUUCAAAGACCCUCUGCUACAGGACCCCCCAAUGUGGUUUAAGUCCUUCCUGUUUUGCGAGCUUGUGUUUCAGCUGCCUUUCUUUCCCUUUGCAGCGUAUGCCUUCUUCAAAGGAGGCUGCAAGUGGAUCCGCAUCCCUGCAAUCAUCUACUCGGUUCACACCAUGACAACUCUAAUUCCAAUUCUCUCCACAUUUCUGUUUGAGGAUUUCUCCAAAGCCAGUGGUUUCAAAGCACAAGGACCUAAGACUUUCCAUGAACGACUAACCCUCUUAUCUGUCUAUGCCCCCUACUUUCUCAUCCCUCUUAUGAUUCUGCUUUUCAUGUUGUGGAGCCCCCACUACAAGUAUGAGGAGAAAAGAAAGAAAAAAUGAGAGAAAUAACCACGCCCAGGGGAGAGAUGCCCGCAGGCAGUUUCCUAUUGGAGCUGGUACAAGAAAACUGCUCAGAACCCAUGUCUUCAGUAACAUAUGAAGCACACUAGCAGCAACACACAAGAGCAAGACACUGGCAGGAGCAACAUCAGACCUUCACCUUCCAAGGACACUGGCACAAACAGACCGAUCACCUGAGGAUGAGCAGAGGGGUACAGGCUAGGUGAUAGGGAAGUGGUGCCACAUACCUCACUGUGUGCCUAAGUGCCAUUGCAGGAUUACUAAAAGCAGGACCAGACCAGAAACUGGAUAAAACUUCCAAGAAACAUGGCCUGCUUGGCAUGUUCAUGAGUCAUCUGACCCACAUUAUACAUGUGACAGAACCCUUGACUCAUGAUUCUCUACAGCCUAUCACUAAUCAGCAAGAUGAAUACUGAGAUGUUUCAGGCCACUUUUAAGUUGGAAAUUAUGCCACUUUAAUAUUCAUUAAAAACUCUAUCAUGUUUUCUCGUCCCCAUCCCUGGGGGGAAAAAAUUCUGCAAGAGGUUUAAACUUAGUUUUCCUUAAGGUUCAGCCUUGGCACAACUCUCAAUCAGAAAUAGGUUAAACUGGAAGGUGUUCUGUUUCUCUCUUAAAACAGGUCAUCCUGAGAAAAGAGGUUUUUUAAGUCUCCUUGUUUAUCCUCUUUCUAAACCUUAGUGUUCUUUAUAGACCACCUGACAUAAGUUCCUUUACUCUGGGGUCUGCUGUCUCAAACCUGAUCUGGAGGUGUGCGUCCUACUGGGUAGCUUCAUCCUUCCCAAUGGUUUGAUCAUCCCUUCCCGUGUUCUCAGUUGAAGGGGUGGGGGCAGCGGGGCGUGUCCCAUGUGUGCAUUUAAGGUCUCUUCAUAUUAGCACCUGGUGUUUCUAUUAGCUUCCUGUCAAUUCGUACUCAAGGCCAACCCCCAAAAAAGACUUGUGAACACACGGAAAAUGGUAGAAACUAGUCCCAGGUAGUUCCCUCCUUUUGCCUGUUUUGCUCACAAGCCGCAUUGGUCUGAUUGUUGGGAGUAUCAUCUGACUCAUGUGUCUGAUCCAAAUAAAAGUAGCUGCUGACCA